GGGUAAAAGUAAAUGGGCCAAGCAGCAGUCUCAUUCUUGCUGUGUGAGAUCACGGAGAGGCAGAAUGUGUCGGGAUCUGCACGACUACUGAAAACAAGACUGAACAAGACACAAGGACAGACACAGAGAGGAAAAAGGAGGGAGGACAGAAGGACAUAGGGAGGAAGGAAGGAAGGAGGGAGGGGGAGGAGACCUGGAGGAGUUUUUGGGAUCUUUUGGGAUCUACUCUCAGCAAAGGAAUCGAGUUGGCAAAGUGUCUCACAGGGGCUGAGCUACAGCCCUGCCCUGGAGUCAGCACAGCCGCCUCACUGCAGCAGGGACAAAAUGAACUAUCUGAACGUGUUGGCCAAGGCGUUGUAUGACAAUGUGGCGGAGUCUCCGGACGAGCUGUCUUUCCGUAAGGGUGACAUAAUGACGGUGUUGGAGCGUGACACGCAGGGUUUGGAUGGCUGGUGGCUCUGCUCCCUCCACGGUCGCCAGGGCAUUGUCCCCGGCAACCGUCUCAAAAUCCUUGUCGGCAUGUACGACAGCAAGCAGCAGCAACAGGCUACACCUUCUACUCCAGAGCCAGCAGCUUCCUGUCCCUCUUCCCAGGUGCAGAGACCCCUCCCGCCUCUGAGCGCCUACGCCAAUCCAGCACCUGCUCCGUCAUUGGCUGCCAUAACUGCUUCCUCCUCCGGCUUUCCCAAGAAGCCCCUCCCCUCAGCUCAGUACACGUCUAUGCAUCCGGCCUAUUCCGCCCCCAGCCCCGCACAGCCCAACCCUGACUCCGUCUACAUGAUGCCCCCCUCCCACGGCCCAAAACCAAGUCCACAGAGUCUGUACCAGAUCCCCUCUGGCCCAAGUGGACUUCCCCCAGGACCCCCCAGCAAGGCCUCAGCUCUAGCCCAGAGACAGUACCAGCUGCCUGGGCAGGACAUCUACCAGGUGCCCCCCUCUGUAGGGCCGGUGCCAGGCCAGGGAGCGGCCCCAACCGGGGGGACAGGAGCUGGGCAGGAUGUGUACCAGGUGCCGCCCUCCCUGGAUAAGAGGAACUGGGAGAGCAGCAACAAGCCACUGGGCAAGGUAAGGAUGGAAGGAAGGAACUGUCUCUCUAGAGAGACCUUAUUGGAUGGAGAUAGUAUGAAAGGCGGGUGA
This is a messenger RNA of Plectropomus leopardus (leopard coralgrouper), 1137 nucleotides long. The record is from RefSeq and is a predicted model, not a curated record. Lineage: Eukaryota; Metazoa; Chordata; Actinopteri; Perciformes; Serranidae.